AUGACGACCCUUACUGCAGAAACAAAAUUUGAUAUGGCAAAGUGCUGCUUUGUGAUUGGUGUCCUGUAUCUUUACAAUGGAUGUAAGGCUUGGUGUGGAGGUUUCAGCCUCCGAGUGGCUCAGAGGUCAGCUGCGGAAACCCUUUGCUUAGGUGCUCCCGUUGCUGUUCCCUCCCGGAGGCCGGGGAGCGGGAUCGCUUCCUCGCCGCUCGCCCAGGGCUGCCCCGGGGAGGCUCCGCCCCCAGCCGAGGUCGACAGGGCAUCGCUGGCCUCGGGGCUGCCGGCCUGGCGGGGCGGUGACCCCGCACCUGCGCGUCCCGGGGGCUCCCGCCGCCCCCCAGCGCCCCGGGAAACAAAAGCGGGUUGGCAGGGCAGCCCGCUGGCCUCCUGGCCUGAAGUGGUACACGGACGCCAAGCUGAAGACCAUAUGGCAUCAGAACCAAGGAUUAAAAAGCUGGAACCAGUACUUUUGCCAGGUGAAAUUGUGGUAAAUGAAGUAAAUUUUGUAAGAAAAUGCAUUGCAACAGAUACAAGUCAGUAUGACCUGUGGGGCAAAUUGGUUUGCACUAACUUCAAGAUUUCCUUUAUUACGGAUGACCCAAUGCCACUCCAGAAAUUCCAUUACAAAAACCUUCUCCUUGGUGAACAUGAUGUCCCUCUAACAUGCAUUGAGCAGAUUGUCACAGUGAAUGACACCAAGAGGAAGCAGAAGGUCCUUGGUCCCAACCAAAAACUUAAGUUUAAUCCAACAGAAUUAAUCAUCUAUUGCAAAGAUUUCCGUAUUGUCAGAUUUCGUUUUGAUGAAGCUGGUCCUGAAAGUGCAAAGAAGGUGUGCCUUGCGAUAGCUCAUUAUUCUCAGCCAACAGAUCUUCAGCUGCUCUUUGCAUUCGAGUACGUUGGGGAAAUUUAUCAUAAUCCUGCAAAGAAGGUGAAUGGAAUAGACCCAGGAGGUGGUGGUGGUGGUGGCAUCGGCAGUGCCAGUGGCCAGCAGACACCUUUGUUUGAAACUUACUCUGAUUGGGAUAGAGAAAUCAAAAGGACAGGUGCUUCUGAGUGGAGAGUUUGUUCAAUCAAUGAAGGUUAUAUGAUAUCUACUUGCCUUCCAGAGUAUUUUGUGGUUCCAUCUUCCCUAGCAGAUCAAGACCUUAAGCUAUACUCCUACUCUUUUAUUGGGAGACGAAUGCCAUUAUGGUCUUGGAAUCACCCUAAUGGCAGUGCCCUGGUAAGAAUGGCCAACAUUAAAGAUGUGUUGCAGCAAAGAAGAAUUGAUCAAAGGAUUUGUAAUGCAAUAACUCGAAGCCAUCCCCUGAGAAGCGACGUUUACAAAUCUGAUCUGGACAAGUGUCUCCCCAGCAUCCAGGAGCUCCAGGCUGCACACAUCAAACUAAAGCAGCUGUGUGUUAAUGAGCCUUUUGAAGAAACUGAAGAGAAGUGGCUGUCCUCACUGGAAAAUACUCACUGGUUAGAGUAUAUUAGGUUGUUUCUGAAGCAUUCUGCUGAGCUUGUGUAUAUGAUGGAGUGUAAGCAUGUUUCUGUAGUUCUUCAAGAGGAAGAGGGACGGGACCUGAGCUGUCUUGCUGCUUCUCUCAUUCAAGUUAUGCUGGAUCCCUAUUUUCGAACAAUUGUUGGAUUUCAAAGCUUAAUACAGAAGGAAUGGGUCAUGGCAGGAUAUCAGUUUUUAGAUAGGUGUAACCACUUAAAGAGAUCUGACAAAGAGUCUCCUUUGUUCUUGAUGUUUCUUGACUGUGUUUGGCAGCUGCUAGAACAAUACCCAGCAGCCUUUGAGUUUUCUGAGAUGUACCUUAUCAUACUGCACGACAGUGCACGUAUCUCAUUGUUUGGCACCUUCCUUUUCAAUUGUCCUCAUCAGCGAGUGAAGGAAAGCACUGAAUUUGCCAUAAGCAAAAAUAUUCAGCUGGGUGAUGAGAAAGGCCUCAAGUUUCCUUGUGUUUGGGACUGGUCUCUUCAGUUUACCAGCCGGGACCGCCUACUGUUCCACAACCCCUUGUACAUUGGCAAGAGCGCUCCCUGCGUGCAGAAUGGAGCCGUCAGGACUUUCAAACGCUCAAAGAAAAACUACAGUUCCACAUUGCGAGGUGUGCCCCCAGCAUUAAAAAAUGGAAUCAUCAGUGAGCAAGAGUUCUUUCCAAGAAGAAACUCUCUGAUACUCAAACUGAAACCAGACUUCCUGCAGCCAGCAGAGAGCCAGAGCAGCAGCAUGGAGCAGUACUUCAGAGACUGGUUUGCAAAGCCUGUGGAUUUGCACGGCAUGAUUCUACCCCGUAUCUCUGGAACACAAAUAAAACUGUGGAAACUCUGCUACUUCCGCUGGGUUCCUGAGGCCCAGAUUAAUCAUGGUGGCUUCAUCACUGCUUUCCAUAAAGUUUCUUUGCUGGCAGAUGAAGUAGACAUGCUAAACCGGAACCUUCGGCAGUACAAAAGCAACUCUGCUCUGCAAGGCACCUGCUCGGAACUGGAUCAAAGCAGGAUGUACUUCAGAGCAAAUGGCUUCAAGGACACCUCUGCAGCCCCAGACUUUCUCUCCUCCUCAUUCCCAUUCUCUCCAGUAGGGAACCUGUGCAGACGGAGCAUUCUGGGAACACCUUUAAGCAAAUUUUUAAGUGGUGCCAAAAUCUGGCUAUCCACUGAGACACUUGCCAAUGAAGACUGAGGUGAUGUGAUGGUUUGAAGGUUUGGGGAGAAGACAGCAUAUCAUUUUGUCUUUUCUAAGUUAACACUGCUACGUGUGGCAUUGAAAGCUAUAAUUUUUGUAUACAAACAUUAAGGAAGUUUGCACAAAUACUUCAGAUCAGAGCAAGUCAUGCUUCGAGUCGCACAACUUUGUCUUAAGUAGUUCUCAUCUGCUAGGGCUUCUGGUCCCUCAUUCCUU
Molecule: messenger RNA, 2889 nt
Organism: Chaetura pelagica (chimney swift)
Lineage: Eukaryota; Metazoa; Chordata; Aves; Apodiformes; Apodidae
Gene: MTMR10
Product: myotubularin related protein 10
Exons: 19
Coding region: 1-2670 (889 amino acids)
Source: RefSeq, a predicted model, not a curated record